This is a messenger RNA of Clupea harengus (Atlantic herring), 2169 nucleotides long. It is a transcript of the gene myadml2, whose product is annotated as myeloid associated differentiation marker like 2. NCBI's taxonomy places the organism in Eukaryota, Metazoa, Chordata, Actinopteri, Clupeiformes, Clupeidae. Gene Ontology annotation, cellular component: membrane. The record is from RefSeq and is a predicted model, not a curated record.
AUGGUAACCCGACUACACAGACAUACACAAAUGCACACACUACCGUCUGACGCGAACAUGUGGGCACACACCCCAUUCCACUGUGGAAUAUAGACCGUUAUUUUUAGCGCUGGCGUGGUCCCUGGCUCAGAGGUCGACACACAGACACACACACACACACACACACACACAUUACCCACAUGCCUCUCCUCAGCUUCAGAAGAGAGAAGGAGCCUGUAUGUGCAUGACUGAGAAGACAGUCUAUUUCAGAUUGAGUACAUCAGACAAGAACACGGAAACAUAGUCAAGAAAAAGUGGCAAAACCUUGUGGAAGGACAGAAGACAGAGAGACCCUGAGAGAGGAGGACACCUUCCAUCACAGAGGACAGUGGCAAGACCCCCUUCUUUCUUCUCCCUGGGGCAUGGAGCAAGAACACUCUACGGGAGUUUUUGGCUUGACACUGACUUGAAGACGGACACGCAUGAAGCAAUUUCAACACAGAGCAACCAUCCAGAAGCUUCUCGAGUUUCAGAGUGAGCCAUCUGCAAUCGUUCAUCUCAGAGACAAUACAGAGGGAUUUCAAUGGGACUUUCAAAGGGAAUCCAAGGGUAACUUGUCUUCUAACCAAAAACAAUCUAUCAAUAACUUUCUAAAUUAGCCUGUGCCAAAGUGACACCUAAGCCAGGAGACUUGAGAAGGGAAUUACUUGAUUGUUUCUAUUGCUUUUGUGACAGUGAACUGGCAGUAUUGACGCAAACUUGGUACAGAAGAGUUUAUGCUGCUGUUGCGCUGGGCACCUAGAGGACUGUAAUCCGAGCUGUGACACACUGCUGUAAUUACAAAGCAGCAUGGAAGAUUAGUAAUUAAAGCAGCUAUAAAAAGCAGCUGGCACAGGGCGAGGUUAGAGGGGCUGGGACGUCCCCUACACACACCGUUACUGUGGGAACACGCACACCACAAAAAUCACUUUUUAAAGUAUCUAGUACACACUCACACACACUGUGAACAGCUUCUUUAAAAGGCACAAGAAAACAUAUAACACACCAUACCCAUAUUUAAAGUAAUACCAAUACACACAGUUCAUAGACUGUUCUAGAUAUUUCUACAAAGACCAACUGAGAAAGUGUGCACAGAUAUAUAACAGGCCUGAUCAUGGAUCCCCAUGGUGGCCACUACCUGAACAAGAGUGCAGUGCUCUCUGGCCUGGGUAUCGCCCGCAUUUGCCAGCUGCUUCUGGGCUGCACCACCAUGUCUCUGGUUUCCCACAGCGCCGGCUACAAGGCCGACUACGGCGUGUACUGCAUGUUUGUGUGGUGCUUCUGUUUUGCCGUCACACUGGUGGUCUUCACGAUGGACGUGACGCGGCUCCACGGCUGCGUGCCCAUCUCCUGGGACAACUUCACCGUGUCCUUCGCCAUGCUGGCCACGCUCAUGUACAUCACCGCCUCUGUGGUCUACCCCGUGUACUUCCUGAGCAACGAGUGUCCGUCAGAGGGCUGCGAGACUCGAGACUACCGCAUAGCCGUCACCGUCUGCUCCAGCGUCUGCUGCUUCGCCUACGGCGCUGAGGUCUUCCUCACCCGGGCCAAGCCGGGUAACGUGGUAGGCUACAUGGCCACGCUGAGCGGCCUGCUGAAAGUGGUGCAGGCCUUUGUCGCGUGCAUCAUCUUUGGAGCACUGGCUAAUGACAGCGAGUACAACAGACACAUACCCACGCAGUUCUGUGUGGUGGUGUACAGCCUGUGCUUCGCCGUAACCGUCUUAGUGGUGGCGGCGACUGUGUCGGGCCGCACGGCCGCGCUGCGCUUCCCCUUUGACCGCUUUGUGGUGAUCUACACGUUCGUGGCUAUGCUGCUGUACCUUAGUGCUGCUGUGAUCUGGCCGGUGUUCAGCUUUGACAGGAAAUAUGGGACACCAGGCAGGCCUUACAACUGCCCACGUGGACAAUGCCCUUGGGACAGCAAGCUGGUUGUGGCUGUGUUCACCCAAGUCAACUUGAUCCUCUACUUUAGCGACCUCGUCUAUUCACAAAGGAUCCGUUUUGUCUCUCACUCAUCAGUCUAGAGAGUCUGCCAUUCCCACCUCGGACAACGUUGUCCUUUUGGUGAUAUUCAUUCAAAAUGCCACUGUUCUAAUAUCUACUGGAAACACUUGUAUUCUGGUAUUCAAUGGAAUACCCUUUACUCAAU